UUCUAGAUUUAUUUUAGGGUUUCUUCUUCAUCGUCUGCCUUCGAGUCUGAGGCUGAGAUUUUCGAGAUGAGGCUUCUAACACACAACAUGCUGUCCUGCAACAUCAAAGGAGUAACGAACGGAUUUCCAUUAGGUUUGGAAAUAGUUAAACACGAAGUCAAAGAAGUUGAAUUCAAUUCAGAUUUCAUCAGAAACAUGUUUGUCAAGAUUGAAUGGAAAGCAUUAGUUGAUGCUGCGAAAUCAAUGGGUUAUGAAGAAUUACCUGAAGAAGUUGAUUCAUCUAUGCUUGAGAGUGAUGAGUUUUUGAAGAGAUUUCAUCAUGCCCUUUUGGAACUUCAUCUUGAAGAAGGUGCACUUGUUUGUCCUGAAACUGGGAGGAAGUUCCCUGUUGUUAAAGGGAUUCCUAAUAUGCUUCUUAAUGAAGAUGAAGUGUAAGAUUAUUUCAUCUCUGUUUUGAAAUUAUGUUUAAUCUAUGGAUGGAAUUAGGGUUUUUGAGAGUGAUGUAAUAUGAGAUUAGGGUUUUAAUUGAUACAUUAGACUUGUUCUUCUCUAUAAACAUUUGGUCUGGUUUUGGUGUUUAAUUUUGAUUUUGUCUGCUUGAAUUUUCUUA
This is a messenger RNA of Papaver somniferum (opium poppy), 610 nucleotides long. RefSeq names its product multifunctional methyltransferase subunit TRM112 homolog A-like. The transcript has a single exon. The coding region runs from base 67 to 435 and encodes 122 amino acids. The record is from RefSeq and is a predicted model, not a curated record. Gene Ontology annotation, molecular function: protein heterodimerization activity. Lineage: Eukaryota; Viridiplantae; Streptophyta; Magnoliopsida; Ranunculales; Papaveraceae. Gene Ontology annotation, biological process: tRNA methylation; rRNA (guanine-N7)-methylation; peptidyl-glutamine methylation.